ACACGCGCGCCGCCCGGCCCCACUCGCGCAGCGCGGGCCUCCGCCGGCCGCAUUGUCCGCCCGCCCGCCUUGUCCCGCGUCGCCGCUCUUCGCGUGCCCGCGCGCCCCGGGCCCGGCCGCUGUGUCGCCCUGAGCGGAGCGCCGCCCGCGGGAUCCCCACGCGGAAAGGGGGCGCGCCCCGGCGGCGGCCUGGCCUCGGACGCCCCCGGCCGGGCUAGAAGCCGCCGCGGCAGCAGGUGUCACCUCCUUCAGCAGGACAGAGGCUAAGAGGAGUCCCUGUGUGGGCAGCUGGAGCCUUCAGAUUCUCUUCAGGGGAAGAGUCCACAUCCCACCUCAUCAUGUCCCGAAGAAGCCAGCGCCUCACGCGCUACUCCCAGGGUGACGAUGACGGCAGCAGCAGCAGCGGAGGGAGCUCGGUGGCUGGGAGUCAGAGCACCCUGUUUAAAGACAGUCCUCUCAGGACCUUGAAGAGGAAAUCCAGCAACAUGAAGCGCCUGUCCCCAGCGCCACAGCUGGGCCCGUCCUCUGAUGCACACACCUCCUACUACAGUGAGUCGCUGGUCCACGAGUCCUGGUUCCCACCCAGGAGCUCCCUGGAGGAACUGCAUGGUGACGCCAACUGGGGUGAGGACCUGCGGGUGCGGAGGAGGAGAGGCACGGGUGGCUCAGAGAGCAGCAGGGCCAGCGGGCUUGUGGGGCGCAAGGCCACCGAGGACUUCCUGGGCUCUUCCUCGGGCUACUCCUCUGAGGACGACUACGUGGAAGACAGUGAAGGAAGAGGCUCGAAAGUGACAGAGACUGAGCCAGUGUCCUCGUUCCCCGCAGGCUACUCGGAUGUGGACCAGCAGAGUUCCAGCUCGCGGCUCCGAAGCGCCGUCUCACGGGCGGGCUCCUUACUCUGGAUGGUGGCCACUUCGCCAGGCCGGCUCUUCAGACUUCUCUACUGGUGGGCUGGCACCACCUGGUACCGCCUGACCACAGCUGCCUCCCUCCUUGACGUCUUCGUUUUAACCAGGCGCUUCUCGUCCCUGAAGACGUUCCUCUGGUUCCUGCUGCCGCUGCUCUUGCUGACGUGCCUGACGUAUGGUGCUUGGUAUUUCUACCCCUAUGGGCUGCAGACAUUCCACCCUGCUUUGGUUUCCUGGUGGGCAGCGAAGGACAGCAGGAGGCCGGAUGAGGGCUGGGAAGCCAGAGACUCAUCGCCACAUUUCCAGGCUGAGCAGCGUGUUAUGUCCCGGGUACACUCUCUGGAGCGGCGUCUGGAAGCUCUUGCUGCUGAAUUUUCCUCCAACUGGCAGAAGGAGGCCAUGCGGCUGGAACGUCUGGAGCUGCGGCAAGGGGCUCCUGGCCAGGGAGGUGGUGGUGGCCUGAGCCACGAGGACACCCUGGCGCUGCUGGAGGGGCUAGUGAGCCGCCGUGAAGCUGCCCUGAAGGAGGAUUUCCGCAGGGAAACUGCUGCUCGCAUCCAGGAAGAACUGUCUGCCCUGAGAGCAGAGCAUCAGCAAGACUCAGAAGACCUCUUCAAGAAGAUCGUCCGGGCCUCCCAGGAGUCCGAGGCUCGCAUCCAGCAGCUGAAGUCAGAGUGGCAAAGCAUGACCCAGGAGUCCUUCCAGGAGAGCUCUGUGAAGGAGCUGAGGCGGCUGGAGGACCAGCUGGCCGGCCUGCAGCAGGAGCUGGCGGCUCUGGCACUGAAGCAGAGCUCGGUGGCGGAAGAAGUGGGCCUGCUGCCCCAGCAGAUCCAGGCCGUGCGGGACGACGUGGAAUCUCAGUUCCCGGCCUGGAUCAGUCAGUUCCUUGCCCGAGGUGGAGGGGGCCGCGUGGGGCUCCUUCAGAGAGAGGAGAUGCAAGCUCAGCUGCGAGAGCUGGAGAGCAAGAUCCUCACCCAUGUGGCAGAGAUGCAGGGCAAGUCGGCCAGGGAAGCCGCGGCCUCCCUGAGCCUGACGCUGCAGAAAGAAGGUGUGAUUGGAGUGACAGAGGAGCAGGUGCACCACAUCGUGAAGCAGGCCCUGCAGCGCUACAGUGAGGACCGCAUCGGGCUGGCAGACUACGCCCUGGAGUCAGGAGGGGCCAGCGUCAUCAGCACCCGAUGUUCUGAGACCUACGAGACCAAGACGGCCCUCCUCAGCCUCUUCGGCAUCCCCCUGUGGUACCACUCCCAGUCACCCCGAGUCAUCCUCCAGCCAGAUGUGCACCCAGGCAACUGCUGGGCCUUCCAGGGGCCACAAGGCUUCGCCGUGGUCCGCCUCUCUGCCCGCAUCCGCCCCACAGCCGUUACCUUAGAGCAUGUGCCCAAGGCCUUGUCACCCAACAGCACUAUCUCCAGUGCCCCCAAGGACUUCGCCAUCUUUGGGUUUGACGAAGACCUGCAGCAGGAGGGGACACUCCUUGGCAAGUUCACUUACGAUCAGGACGGCGAGCCUAUUCAGACGUUUCACUUUCAGGCCCCUACGAUGGCCACGUACCAGGUGGUGGAGCUGCGGAUCCUGACUAACUGGGGCCACCCCGAGUACACCUGCAUCUACCGCUUCAGAGUGCAUGGGGAGCCCGCCCACUAGCCCUGCUUACUGGUGCCUGCUGCCAGCCAUCUGGGAGUGGGUGAACAGCACCCCGCCGCUUCCCCCACACGCUUGCUCGGCGCUCUGACUUCUAGGAGCACAAGAGAGGAGCCUGUGGCCCCAUGCAGAUGAAAAGGACGGGCAGGGUCUCCUGAGCAGCAGGUGGCUCGAGGCGGUUAGCAGGCUCCAGCAGCUCCCUUCUUCCUUCCCUCUGUGCCCGUGGCGUCUGCUUCCCAUCCUGGGAGUGUGUAUAUAUGUAGCAUAUCAUGGGGGACUGGGAAGUUGGGAGAGGUAGGACCUGACUGGUCUUGGCUGGGGUCAGGGGCUGGUGCCUGGGAGCUGAUGAAGCAGGUGCCAGGGCUGUGGGAGGGGCAAGCUACGGCCUGGGCUAGGUGAGCUGCCUCUGCCCCUGGGCAAGGAAGCGAGGCCCUCUGGGAGGAGGGUGCUUAGCUCCAGAGCAGGAUGGGACUUCCCCAGGCAGGAAGCACUUGAUGGAGAGCUGCCCAGCUCUCCUACAAGGUUAGUGCCCUCCACCUAGGGAAGCAUGAACCACAGGGUCCCUGAGGGCCUUCGACAAAAGUGUGUAUUUGUCCCGGGGAGGGUAGCAGUGGGCCAUGGGGCUUCUUGUGCCCUAAAGGGGACUGGCUGCUGUGAUCUUCUAAGGGGCCCAGGGCCAACCCUGUAGGCUUCCCCUCUGCUGGGGACGGUAGUUGCUUUUCUCUCUCCUGAUGCUAGGUUGGGGCCCACCCUGCUCCCUGUUCCUGCUAGGGCCUGCCAGUGCCCCUGAGCUUGCUUUCCACAUUCUCCCAGGGUAUGGAGACCUAGACCUGUCUUUGGGGCCAUUAGCAUCUGGGGUUAUAGCAAGAAGAGUGGGGAGCAUGGAACUCCUGGGCUCUUGUGGGGACGUUCAGGGUAUCGGGGUGCGAGGUCUGUCUGCACCGGCCCCCACAUCUAACCAGGCCCUGAUGUAGGGGUCGUCCGCUCAGGCUGCCCCCUUGGGCUCUUGCAGCUCUUGUUCAGGUAGUCGCCCUUCUGGUUUGUUCUCUGUGGGGCAGUUGGUGGGGGCUGGGGGAAGAGGCUGGCAGAAGUUACCCUGGAUAGGGAAGGGGGAGGAGGGGACUUUUAGAGCCAGCAGGCCCCACUGUAUUAUGUAUAUAUUUUUCAAGGUCUGUUUUUCUAACUGAAAAGCUAAGGGCUUGAUUCCUAGCCCCGUUCUGUGGGGCACUGGGUGAUACUCAGUUUCUUGUUCCUGGCCGUGGAGAGGGGCCUGGGGCACUGGUUCCGGCUGUGUCUGGUGGUCUGGCUGCGGGGAAGGGGCAAGAAGGCGGGCAGGCCUUCACUGCAGCACUGAGCCUCAAAUCCGCUCUGGAGCAUGAGGCUGGAUGCAGUGGUGGUGAGGCCGCCCCGCUCCAUCCCGAGGCAGCCAGGGUUUGUUUUGCGCUCUCCUGUCACAAAUGCUGCACUAUUGGUUCUUAAGUUUUUUAUCUCCAGAUCCUAAUUUAUGCCUAUGCAAAAAAUAAAUGACGCCCAAGA
Molecule: messenger RNA, 4088 nt
Organism: Homo sapiens (human)
Lineage: Eukaryota; Metazoa; Chordata; Mammalia; Primates; Hominidae
Gene: SUN2
Product: Sad1 and UNC84 domain containing 2
Exons: 19
Coding region: 339-2555 (738 amino acids)
Biological process (GO): nuclear migration along microfilament; nucleokinesis involved in cell motility in cerebral cortex radial glia guided migration; nuclear matrix anchoring at nuclear membrane
Cellular component (GO): nuclear inner membrane; nuclear envelope; chromosome, telomeric region
Molecular function (GO): cytoskeleton-nuclear membrane anchor activity
Source: RefSeq, marked validated